Molecule: messenger RNA, 2725 nt
Organism: Cimex lectularius (bed bug)
Lineage: Eukaryota; Metazoa; Arthropoda; Insecta; Hemiptera; Cimicidae
Product: elongation of very long chain fatty acids protein AAEL008004-like
Exons: 6
Coding region: 1854-2603 (249 amino acids)
Biological process (GO): fatty acid elongation, polyunsaturated fatty acid; sphingolipid biosynthetic process; fatty acid elongation, monounsaturated fatty acid
Cellular component (GO): endoplasmic reticulum membrane
Molecular function (GO): fatty acid elongase activity
Source: RefSeq, a predicted model, not a curated record
UUAAUCCAAUAAUUGCAGGAAUUUGACGUCUGUUGUGGGGGGGAGAGGCUGUAGUUUGACCGGCCGUGGAACGUGUUUAUGUUUUAUUCUCGUCCUUGGAUAGUAAGAGAAAAAUUCCUCCUGUCCAGAUUUCCGCCAACGCCCGACCCGAAGAUGGGUAGAAUAGCUCGAGGGAGUGAAAGUCCACGUGACGGAUUAAAGGGGUCCACGUCGGUGAAAUUUUCCUCUUUGUGGAUAAAAGGGCAAAGCGUGUCUGUUUAUCUGACCGUGGUCUCCACUCGUUCGUUCAUAGAACCGCUCAGUGAUAUCGAUUCGAACUGUCAGUGAUCUCCUAACUGACUCAAACUGAAAGGCAGAUCGAAUCGUUCAUAGGACGACUCACCGGCAGAUUGAUUCAUACCUUCUUCGAUUGAUCGACUCGUUCUUUUAUAGAUUCACUCACUCACUGAUCUGUUCGAACUUUCAGUGAUCGCCUCACUGACAUCGUAUCAAUCGGACAUAGAUUCUCUCACUGACUUAUCGAUUCGAAUUUCCCUUUUAGUUUUUACACUCAAGAUGACCGGUUUGGAAGUGCACAAGUUCAUUCAUUGAUCAUCUCAGUGAUUGGUCGACUCAGUCGUGUCAGUGAGCGAAUCUAUGACCGCCUGAUUCGAUCCGCCAGUGAGGCGAUCACUGAAAGUUCGCAUCGAUAAGUCAGUGAGCGGAUCUAUAAAAGAUAACAACAUACGAGUCAACUAACCAGUUCUAGGAUCUGCGAAUAAACGAAUCAACCAUUCAGUGAGCGCAUCUAUGAACGAACGAUUCGCCAAACCAGCUCGCGUACCAAUAAACUGAAGAGUCGACCAAACUAUGAGCAGAUCUAUGAACGAACGAGUCGACCAAACCGUGAGCCGUUCUAUGAAUGAACGAGUCGUCCAAUCAGAGAGCGGAUUUAUGAAUGUACGAGUCGAUCAAUUAGUGAGCGGAUCUAUGUGCGAACGAUUAGAACAAUCAUUUUGCAGAUUUAUGAAUGAACGAGUCGACCCACCAGCUGGCGUAUCUAUAAACGGAGGAGUCGACCAAACCGUGAGCCGUUCUAUGAACGAACGAGUCGUCCAAUCAGUGAGCGGAUCUAUGUGCGAACAAUUAGAACAACCAGUUCGUAGAUCUAUGAACGAACGGUUGGAACAAUCAUUUUGCAGAUCUAUGAAUGAACGAGUCGACCAACCAGCUCGCGAACCAAUAAACAGAGGAUUCUACCAAACCGUGAUCCGUUCAAUGAAUUAACGAGUCGUCCAAUCAGUGAGCGGAUCUGUGAAUGAACGAGUCGACCAACCAGCUCGCGUACCUCCAAACGGAAGAGUCGACCUAACCGUGAGCUAUGAAUGAACGAGUCGAUCAAUCAGUGAGCGGAUCUAUAAACGUUCAAAUCGAAGAGUGCGUCAACUAUUCUUCGAAUAUUCCGCGCAUCAGUGAGCCGGUUAAUGAACGACUCGCUAGUUGAACGAACCGUCGUGUGAUUGAGCUCCAAAAUUAUUCAGUACAUAUUCCCAUCGAAAUAUAAACAUUCCCCUAGCUUAUUCUAAAUCCGUCCAGGUCGUGUUACAACAUUUUUCCGCUCAAAUGAAAGUCGAUCCCCCUCCUCCCGGCGUAUUUUCUAUUUUCCAUAUUCCCUCCUCGUUUCAAUAUCGCAACCCCUUUCGAACGAUUUUCCCCAAUUUUGGAAAACAAUAACGGUAACACGGACGAGUUUCGGAGAACGUUGUGCUUUGGGGGGAGAGGGUGAAAUAAAUUCAUCUGGGCAGGGGUGAAAGUCGCCCCCAAAAGCUCUUGCUCAUCAUAUCGCACCCCGGACUGGAUAACAGGAGCAUACGAUGCAGUAUAAAGAGGUGGACAAUUGGUUUCUGAUGGGUUCGCCGAUCCCGAUCGUCGUCAUCCUCAGCGCCUACUUGUACUUCGUCCUUAAGCUCGGCCCCAAGAUAAUGGAGAAACGGAAACCGUUCGAGCUGAAGAUGGUCCUCGUCGGGUACAACCUCUACCAAGUCGUCUUCUCGUCCUGGGUCGUGAGCCAGGUUUUCGACCUAGACACGAUACGACACCUGUACAAAUUCGCUUGCGUGCCACAAGAGAGGCACUUGAACAAGUACAUCGAACUGAUGAACGUCAUGUCGUGGUGGUACUUCUUCUCCAAGGUGAUCGAGCUUUUGGACACGGUGUUUUUCGUCUUGAGGAAGAAGCAGAACCAAGUGAGCGUCCUUCACGUCUACCACCAUUCCAACAUGCUCGUCUCCACCUGGGCGUACCUCAAGUUCAUACGAGGCGAGCAGGCGAUUAUUCCGGGCUUGAUAAAUAGUUUCGUGCAUGUGGUUAUGUACAGCUACUACCUCCUGGCCGCUUUGGGCCCUUCGGUUCAGAAGUACCUCUGGUGGAAGAAGUACAUCACGAAACUGCAACUCGGCCAGUUCGUUGUAAUACUGAUCUACCUCAGCAGUCUCUUGGCGUUCGACUGCAACCUGCCGCGAGGCCUGACCAUCUACAUGAGCGCGACGACAGUCACAUUCCUCAUCCUCUUCCUCAACUUCUACCAGAAGAGCUACGCCGGGCAGGCGAAGAAGGUCGACUAGCACAUGUCUUAGAAUAAGAAAAAUUUUAAUUAACACAAAAAAAUUAUAUUUAAUAUUUACUUGUGAUUAUUUAUGUUAAAACAGUGUCUUUGUAUUUGGUUGUAAAUAUAUAGUUUUUUAUA